Molecule: messenger RNA, 3646 nt
Organism: Lethenteron reissneri (Far Eastern brook lamprey)
Lineage: Eukaryota; Metazoa; Chordata; Hyperoartia; Petromyzontiformes; Petromyzontidae
Gene: DDX46
Product: DEAD-box helicase 46
Molecular function (GO): nucleic acid binding; RNA helicase activity; ATP binding
Source: RefSeq, a predicted model, not a curated record
GCGGAGACUUCCGGAAGGCCUAGGAGUCAUGGGUGAGGCCUGACGGAACGACGGCGUUGAUUUAAAAGCGAGAGGAAAACAACAAAGUUAACAACAAUAAACAACAACAACAAAACACUCGGCCAGCGGUGUGACGGACAAGAACAACACGACGGGAGCGGAGAAUGGCGCGCGACUCCAGACACCACCGCAAACGUUCUCGGUCUUCGUCUCGCGGGAGGUCGCCAGCCGAGAAGCGCUCCAAGGCCGCCGAGAGUCGUGACAAGAAACGCGAUCGGGAGCGUGACCGCCGACGCACCGAGACCCAGCGCACGAGGCGUUCAAGCAGGGAGCGACGACGCUCACACAGCCGGGAGCGCCGCUCCCGUCGCUCCCGCUCGAGGGAGCGCAAACGCUCCCGCACACGCAGCCGCAGCAAGGAACGCAAGCGUUCCAAGUCCAAAGAAAAGAAAGAGAAACCUGAACCAGAAGAAAAGGAGAAGCCCAAAGAAGAAGAGAAGGAUGCUGCCAGCUUUGAGCAGGGCAAGCUGGAAGUGGAGAUGAGGAAGAGGAAGGAACGCAUUGAAAAAUGGCGUGAAGAGCAGAAGAAGAAGGCGCACAUCAACAUUGGCGACAUCAAGACGCAGGUGGAGCUCAUGUCCAAACAGCGGAAGAAGUGGAGCCUGGAGGAUGAUGACGAGGACGAUGAUGAGGGUGAGGAUGAGGACGAGGAUUCUGCCGACAAGGAGGAGGAUGACGAUGAGGAGCCAAAACUGAAGGUCGAGGAGAAGGAGGAGAUGGUGCAAGAGGUGGUGGUGCCGGUGCCGGAGCCGGCCAAGCCCGAGCAGCACAUGGCGAGUAUUCAGGCUGUCGUCGACGAUGACGACGACGAUGGCGUGGACCCCCUGGACGCUUUCAUGGAGGGCAUCAAGGAGGAGGUGAAGAAGUUCAACAUGGGCGACGCAAAGACGGGCGAGAAGAAGGCGGGCUCCUCGGUUACGAAGGUGGUCACGGUGGUCACCAAAAAGCAGUCGGAGGUAGAGAAGCCCAAAGGGGAGCUGAUGGAGAAUGACCAGGAUGCCAUGGAGUACUCAUCCGAAGAGGAGGACUCGGACCUGGCCACGGCGCUCACCGGAUACAAUCAGAACAAGCAGCGCAAGAUGGUGGAGGUGGUGGACCACUCCAAGAUUGCGUACGAGCCCUUCCGCCGAAACUUCUACGUCGAGGUUCCCGAGCUGGCCAAGAUGACAGCAGAAGAGGUGAGCGCUUACAGGCUGGAGAUGGAAGGCGUCAUUGUGAAGGGCAAGGGUUGCCCCAAACCAAUAAAGACCUGGGUGCAGUGUGGCAUCUCCAUGAAGAUUCUCAACACCCUCAAGAAGCAAAACUACGAGAAGCCCACACCCAUCCAGGCACAGGCCAUUCCGGCCAUCAUGUCUGGCCGCGACCUCAUAGGCAUUGCCAAGACGGGCAGCGGAAAGACCAUCGGCUUCCUGCUGCCCAUGUUCCGGCACGUCAUGGACCAGCGGCCUCUGGAGGAAGGGGAGGGGCCCAUCGGCGUGAUUAUGACGCCAACGCGCGAGCUGGCUCUGCAGAUCGCCAAGGAGUGCAGGAAGUUCACCAAGCAGUUGGCGCUGCGCGUGGUGUGCGUGUACGGUGGCACGGGCAUCAGUGAACAGAUCGCUGAAUUGAAGAGGGGAGCAGAAAUCAUCGUGUGCACGCCCGGCCGGAUGAUCGACAUGCUGGCUGCAAACAGCGGGCGGGUGACGAACUUCAGGAGGGCCACAUACAUGGUUCUUGACGAGGCCGACCGCAUGUUCGACAUGGGCUUCGAGCCACAGGUAAUGCGAAUCAUCGAGACGUCGAGGCCGGACCGGCAGACGGUGAUGUUCUCGGCCACGUUUCCACGCGCCAUGGAGGCGCUCGCUCGCCGCAUCCUCAACAAGCCCGUCGAGGUGCAGGUCGGAGGUCGCUCUGUCGUCUGCUCCGACGUCGAGCAGCACGUGAUCGUGAUCGAGGAGGACACCAAGUUCUACAAGCUGCUGGAGCUGCUGGGCCUGUACCAGGAGAAGGGGGCUGUCAUCGUGUUUGUGGAUAAGCAGGAGCAUGCCGACUCACUGCUCAAGGACCUCAUGAAGGCGUCCUACCCUUGCUUGUCACUGCAUGGAGGCAUCGACCAGUACGACCGUGACAGCAUCAUCAACGACUUCAAGUCGGGCGUGUGCCGCCUGAUGGUUGCCACGUCGGUGGCGGCUAGGGGCCUCGACGUCAAGCAUCUGAUCAUGGUGGUCAACUACGACUGCCCCAACCACUACGAGGACUACGUGCACCGCGUGGGCCGCACGGGCCGCGCCGGCAACAAGGGAUACUCGUACACGUUCAUCACGAGUGAGCAGGAGCGAUACUCGGGGGACAUCAUCAAAGCCCUGGAGCUGUCCGGCACGCCCCUCCCGCCCGACCUCGAGAAGCUUUGGACCGAUUUCAGGGAGAAGCAGAAGGCCGAGGGCAAAACGAUGAGGAAGAGCAGCGGCUUCUCGGGCAAGGGCUUCAAGUUUGACGAGACGGAGCACUCACUCGUCAACGAGCGCAAGAAGCUGCAAAAGGUGGCGCUGGGGAUGCACGACUCGGACGAGGAGGAGGGGUCCGGAGACAUCGACCAGCAGAUCGAGAACAUGUUCCGCUCGAAGAAGAUCGUGAAGGACGUGAAUGCGCACGGAGCGUCCUCCACCGGCAUAAUGAUGCCAUCCGGGAGCAACGCUCAGAAGCUGGAGAUCGCCAAGAGGCUCGCGUCCAAGAUCAACUCCCAGCGCAACCUCGGCACAGAGGCCAUGGACGUGAUCCAGCAGGCGACCAACAGCAUCAUGCGAGGCGGCACCAUGAACGUGCCCAUGGUGUCGGCCAAGUCGAUCGCCGAACAGCUGGCGGAGAAGAUCAACGCCAAGCUCAACUACGUGCCCGCCGAGAAGCUGCUGGAGGAGGAGCGCGUGGAGCAGGAGAAGCAGGCGGACAAGGUGCGGCGCUACGAGGAGGAGCUCGAGAUCAACGACUUCCCGCAGACGGCUCGCUGGAAGGUGACCUCAAAGGAGGCGUUGGCGCAGAUCAGCGAAUACUCGGAGGCCGCCAUCACAAUCCGUGGCUCCUACUUUGCUCCGGGCAAAGAGCCGACUGACGGAGAACGCAAGAUCUACCUGGCCAUUGAGAGCACCAGCGAGUUGUCUGUGCAGAAGGCCAAGGCUGAGGUCACUCGUCUCAUCAAGGAUGAGCUCAUCAGGCUGCAAAACUCGUACCAGCCGAUCAACAAGUCACGCUACAAGGUUCUGUGAGCCGAGCGGAGAAACCGACUUCGGGCGACGCUGGAGCCGGUUUUUCAGUGGAAGGUGGCGCGUGCGUGGGCCCUGCGACGCUCUCACGUCGCGUUGGCGCCUGCGGGAUUUUAUAUAUCGUUCUGUGCAGACGGGCACGUCAAGUGGGGUGUCUCUGCAGUGCGUCGGAUGUUCGUUCGCCCCAGGCAAUUUUGGUCGACGUCUUUUUAGUUAUAUCCAUUUGUGGAGGAUCCAUCCGUCGGCAUGCUUCUCUUGCCGUUUAUCUCGUACAAGUAGCUGGAAUGUCAUCACAUGGUAAAUUGCUUCAAAAAUAUGUUGUAUCACGUGUCAAAUAAAGUUUUUUUUCA